Messenger RNA from Quercus robur (English oak), 1910 nucleotides. RefSeq lists its product as uncharacterized. NCBI's taxonomy places the organism in Eukaryota, Viridiplantae, Streptophyta, Magnoliopsida, Fagales, Fagaceae. The transcript has a single exon. Bases 165 to 1604 code for a protein of 479 amino acids. The record is from RefSeq and is a predicted model, not a curated record.
AAAGCCUCACCUCAAGUGCGUGAAUCCUUCAGCAAAAAAAAAAAAAAAAAAGGUGCGUGAAUCCAAUUCCUCUAUUUAAACACCUUCAACUCCAAGCUUUCCCUCUCACACUUACACGCACUCUUUGUUUUAACACUAUAAACCCCCAUUCAACAUAAAAAAAAAUGCCUUCUUCUUCGGUGUCUAUAGUUUCAAAAUGCACCAUAUGCCCACAAAAAAAAUCAGAAUCCAACACUAAAAAACCGCUUCUUAAGCUCUCAGUUUCAGACUUGCCUAUGCUCUCCUGCCACUAUAUUCAAAAGGGUGUUUUACUCGCUUACCCACCUUACUCUCUAGACGACCUCGUUUCAUUCCUCAAACACUCUCUCUCCUCGGCUCUCACUCACUUUCCCGCCUUAGCUGGCCGUUUGGUAACGGACUCUAACGGCUACGUUCACGUCGAGUGUAACGACGCCGGCGUCGAUUUCAUUCUUGCCAGGGCCAAACACCUCUCUACCAAACCGAUCCUCUCCCCGUUACAUGACGUCCCUGGCUGUUUCAGGGAGUUCUUCGCUUUCGACAGGACGUUAAGUUACUCGGGGCACUUCAGGCCCUUGGUUGCCGUUCAAGUAACGGAGCUAUCUGACGGCGUUUUCAUCGGCUGUACCGUUAAUCACGCCGUUACUGACGGAACCUCCUUCUGGCAUUUCUUCAACACCUUCGCUGAGAUUUGCAAAGGCGAGACGAAGAAGAUUACGAAGCUGCCGAAUUUCGGCCGCGACACCGUGUUUAACUCGCCGGCGGUGCUCGAAUUCCCUCCCGGCGGCCCGAAAGUCACUUUCUCCGGCAACGAGCCUUUGCGCGAGCGAAUCUUUCACUUCACUAGAGAAUCGAUUCUGAAACUGAAACUCAGAGCUAACAGCAGCAGCAACGGUAAUAAUAACUAUAAUAAUCAGUUACAGAAAGUUACGCGCAGUAACGGUCACGACGAAUCCGCCGAGAUUCUCGGGAAGCAAUGCAACGACUUGGCUUGGAGAGCCGUUAAGAAUCGGGCGGCGGAGAUUUCGUCGUUCCAGUCCCUCUGCGCUCAGCUGUGGAGAUCGGUGACGCGUGCGAGGAAAUUAGAUACCAACAAAACGACGACGUUCCGUAUGGCGGUGAAUUGCCGCCACCGCCUCGAGCCGAAGAUGGAUCCUUACUACUUCGGCAACGCGAUUCAGAGCAUCCCGACCGUCGCGACGGUCGGAGACGUUGUCAAUCGAGAUCUACGGUGGUGCGGGGAUCUCCUACACAAAAACGUAGUGUCGCACGAUAACGAAACGGUGCGUCGCGGAGUCAAGGACUGGGAGAGAGAGCCGAGGCUUUUUCCGUUGGGGAAUUUCGACGGUGCAAUGAUAACGAUGGGAAGUUCGCCGAGAUUUCCGAUGUACGAUAACGAUUUCGGGUGGGGCAAACCUUUGGCGAUACGGAGCGGUGGAGCUAAUAAAUUCGACGGUAAGAUUUCGGCUUUUCCGGGAAGAGAAGGCAACGGAAGCGUGGAUCUGGAGGUGGUUUUGUCGCCGGAAACGCUGGCCGGACUUGAAUCCGAUUCGGAGUUCAUGCAAUAUGUAUCGGAACCGGUUUAAUUUUAGUUAUAAAAUAAAAGGGCAAAACUGUCAUAUCCCCACUUUUCUGUUUUUCACGGUUAAUUGUGGCGGGUAUGGGUGGAAUUUGGACCGUUAAAGACUGUGAUGUUACGGGUCGUUGGAUUUGAAUGCUCUGGAUAGGUGGACGGUUGUGAUUGUUUUUGUUUGUAUCCUCAAGUGGGAAAUGAAUAGUCAAAGCGGGGACGUUUUGGCUGUUUGUACUUUGUAACGAAAAAAGUUUGUUGGUGUGUAUUGGAUUGGUACUGUUUUGGCCAAUUUGGACUGAGAAAUAUCUUUUGAUCAAAA